AUGCUGGUGGCUCUGAUCGUGGCUUUGGCCACGGCUGUUGGUGUACUAUCAGGAAGACAUGAAGGGGAUCCGGCUGUGCCUACAGCUCUGGUGCUGGCCUGUCCCGAGGACUGGGUCGGGUACCGCAAUGUCUGCUACUACCUCUCGAGGGAUGAGGGGAGCUGGGAUUGGAGCCAGGAGCAGUGCUCCUUGCGCGGGGCCUCACUGGUUGUGCUCAAGAGGGAGUGGGAGAUGGAGUUUCUGUCGCGCGUCAAGGGCAAUAUUGAUUACUGGCUUGGGCUGCAGGGACGGGGCGAGCGCCUGGAGUGGGUGGAUGGCAGCGACUUCAACCAGAUGUGA
Molecule: messenger RNA, 339 nt
Organism: Charadrius vociferus (killdeer)
Lineage: Eukaryota; Metazoa; Chordata; Aves; Charadriiformes; Charadriidae
Product: C-type lectin domain family 2 member B-like
Exons: 3
Coding region: 1-339 (112 amino acids)
Source: RefSeq, a predicted model, not a curated record